Entamoeba histolytica HM-1:IMSS is the source of this 1605-nucleotide messenger RNA. RefSeq lists its product as uncharacterized. Bases 1 to 1605 code for a protein of 534 amino acids. NCBI's taxonomy places the organism in Eukaryota, Evosea, Mastigamoebida, Endamoebidae. The record is from RefSeq and is a predicted model, not a curated record. The transcript has a single exon.
AUGUUAGGUAUGACCAAAUUAUCGACAUUACAACUUUGUCAUAUUUUUUCAUACGUUGAGUACUUUGACUUAAAGCACUUCAUACAAAUUAACCAUAAAUGUCAACGUGUUUGUAAUCAUUUAAUUCAGGUACAAUGUUUAGAAAGAAAUUUAAUAAAUGUCAAUGUACCAUUAUAUUCAUUACAUUUAACACCUUCUAUAUUAAAUGGUGAUUCAGCAAAUGAUAAAUUUACUACAUUUGAUUAUAAACAACUUACACAUCUUUCAAAUAACUCUACAUUAAAAGCGUUGUGUUUUUCAUAUAAUGCAACAACUGAAUAUCAUUUACUUUCAAAUAUUAUUCAUCAAUUACCACUUCAUUCUCUUACAAAAAUUGAUUUAGGUACAUAUGAUAUUGGAGAAGAAAAUAUCAUAAAAUAUGCUACCCUUAUUGGAACAACUCAAACCUCAUUAAAAACUCUUUCUUUCUGGAAAGACCCAGGUAAAAAUGCAAGGUUUAGUGAACCUAGAGAAGUAGAGAUGUUUUCAAAGUUAGUAAAAUGUGAAAAUUUAAGAUGUUUUGUUUGGUCACCAAGUUUUGUUUCAAUGCAAAAAUUAACUUUACUUAAUCUCUUUUAUCAUUUAGAUACAUUUAAUGAAUCUGUUGAUGAUUUAAAGAAAUUACCUAAUUUAUGCUCAUUAAUUAUACGAUCAACUACACUUAGUCAAUUUUAUUCUAUUCAUAGAGUAAGUGAAUUAAGUCAAUUGACUUAUUUAAAUAUUUCUGGUACUCAAAUAAAUAAAGACCCAGCUGUAUUUUCAUUGGACAAAUGCUCAAAUUUAAAAUAUAUAUCAGUAUAUUAUAUUGCCAGUAUUAGUGAAGAGGUAUUUGAUAUAUUAAAAUAUUCUACCAAAUUUCAUGUUCAAUUCCAAUUAUAUUCAAUUCCUUUAGAAAAUAAUGAAUUUGCUCCAUUUAAUUUAACUGGUACUCAAUUAGAUCCUAAAAGAAUUUUAAUUCUUCAUAUGACAAUGGUUCAAAGAAAAAUUAAAUCCAGAUUUGCUAAGGCAUUAUUUAAUAGGUUUCAACAAUGGCCACCUAAUUUAUAUUUUAAAGGAUAUUCUACAUUUGAUGUUAGUAAUAUUCAUAAAUAUACUGGUAUUAGUAACUCAUUAGUACGUCUUGAAUUACAUUUUAUUGAACAAUUAUUAAAUCUAAACUCAGUUAAUUCAUUCUCUUAUCUUACAUCCUUAUCUAUUAAACAUUGUAAAAUUAAAACAGAAGAACCUAUUCCACUUAAUGGAUUAAUUUCUUUACAACGUCUUUGUAUAUCUCAUUGUGAUAACGUUCAAUUCUUGUCUAUUUCAGACAUUACUUCUCUUACAUCAUUUACUUUAAAAGAUCAAACUUGUUUUACUCCUUUACUACCUCAUUUAAUUCAAUUAACAAAUCUUAAACAAAUAAGUCUUAGUAAUAUAAGCAACGUUACAGAUAACGAUAUCGAAUUUUUAAUUCUUCUUAAUAAUAUUAGGCAUUAUAUCUUUGAAGAAGACUCAAUCUUCCAAGAAAAAGAAAAAUACUUUGCAACUCCAACAAGAACUGUUUCUUUUGUUACUCAUCAAGAUUAA